UGACGGCUCUCCUUCAUCUCCCUUCUCCUUCAUAAAUACAACGCCUUUCUCUCUUCACCUCACCACACACACACACUACAACUUGCCAUAACCAGACACAGUUAUCAACAUGAGCAUCGCCUUGGAUUCUCCCAUGGAGGCGAUCGCCAUCCACGGUGUUCUCACCGCCGUUAACAAUGUAUGGGCAUGGAUAGCCUUUCUUACCGCAGCUAUUAGCUUCUGGAAGAUCAAAUCCUCCAUCCAUCUCUCAACUCAUCAUCUUUUCCUACAACUAUCACCACCACCACCACCACCAUCUCCGCCUCUACCCAAAACUUCCCCGGUGGCUGCUCAGCCUGAUCAAUCAGAGCUUCCUUCCACUAGCGCGAGAUCUCCAUCCUCAACCUCAAAGAGACACACCACAUUUUGUAAGUUAGAGAAUAGGAAAAGCGGCAAGUUUAGCGUCUACUAUUCACAAGAUGACAAGACGAAAGGAGAUAAGAUUGAUGGUGAAUUCGAAGAAGACAAAGAUAGUGACAGAAAGAUGAGUUCUAUUACGCGAAAUGGUGAAGAAGAGGUGAGAAAGAUGAGUUCAGUUAGGUGUAACCAUGGAGUAGAUGGAUGGGAAAUGGUAUUGAAGAUAAAGACGGCGGAGAUGGGGUGGUACGUUAACCAGGAUUUAACGGUGUUAAACGGUAAUGUAGUUCGAUUAUGGAAUUGAAUCAAAUCACAUUAUUUGCAUGAUGUGUUUUUGGAUUAGAAUCAUCUUCGUUCUUUUAUAUAAUUUUCAAGUGUAUAUACAUGAAGAUUGAAAUCGUUUAGUUUUUGUAAUUAUUAUUGCAUAACUCCAUUUGAGAAUAAACAAGGAACGGUUUCAUUAA
Molecule: messenger RNA, 860 nt
Organism: Lactuca sativa (garden lettuce)
Lineage: Eukaryota; Viridiplantae; Streptophyta; Magnoliopsida; Asterales; Asteraceae
Source: RefSeq, a predicted model, not a curated record